AUGAACGCAAUGGUAGAGACCGAUUCAAAAAGGCUCAUCAUAAAGGGACUGGUCAGCUCUUUGCUGCCAUUCACGCUCAUUUACUUCUACUUCACGGUCAUAAAAGUGCUGUGCGUGGACACGCUCAGAUUCAACGGCACGUCACUGUACGUCUACCUGACAUACACCAUGUUGCUGUCUUACAUAAUCAUAAACUACGUACGCGUCCUAAACGACAACAAAGUCACGACAUUUGACCGGUUUCCCUUCACCUAUCACGAUAUAUCGCGUGAUAAGCGAAUCGACGCGAGCAUGGCCGUGAAGGAGCAGGUCAUCAACAAGCAGGUAAAGGACAAGAUUGUGUGCGCGCAUUGUUUUGUUUAUAAACCGCCACGAUCCACGCACUGCAAAGAAUGCGGGCGCUGCUUUCUGAAGCGUGUUUCGCACUGCUAUUUCAUGGAGACAUGUGUAGGAUUCCAUAACCAAAAGUUUUUCGUGCUUUUCUUGAUAUCACUGCUCGUACACAACGCGUUCAUAAUAAUUGCGUUCAUAAUUGCCUUGAAGACAGUCCCUCUGUACCGGAUGGUAGCACAGAAACAAAACCAGGAGUACAGGCUCGUAUUCAGGGAGCACUUCAUAAUAUCCGUUAUAGUGGCAUUUGUAGAAAUACCGCCUUCUCUGUGGUUUCUUGUAUUUCAUCUGUAUCUCAUACUCAGAAACGAAACUAACCUGGAAAGAAAGGCACUCAACUUGUACAGAAUGGGCAGCAACGCGUUGGAUUACAUCUUUACACAGGGACUGAUCACUUUAAACACACCGAACCUUAGCAGGAAUAUUGCGAAUCCAUACUUUCUUAAUUUUCGUAAGAAUUUUAGGGAGGUGUUUGGCGAUAACAUAUGGGAAUGGGCACUGCCAACGUACAGCACGAAAGGAAACGGCACAGAAUUUGAGAUGAAUUAUGCUGAAGAGGAGUUAAAAGCAAAAACACUCACACCUGCUAUACCUGAGCAGUUUGAGUAA
Vavraia culicis subsp. floridensis is the source of this 999-nucleotide messenger RNA. RefSeq lists its product as uncharacterized. Gene Ontology annotation, molecular function: protein-cysteine S-palmitoyltransferase activity. The coding region runs from base 1 to 999 and encodes 332 amino acids. Lineage: Eukaryota; Fungi; Microsporidia; Pleistophoridae. Gene Ontology annotation, biological process: protein targeting to membrane; peptidyl-L-cysteine S-palmitoylation. Gene Ontology annotation, cellular component: Golgi apparatus; endoplasmic reticulum. The record is from RefSeq and is a predicted model, not a curated record. The transcript has a single exon.